AUGCUCUUGGCUGAUCCUUCGUCCCAGAAUAUGGUCCAUGCUGGUGGCCACCCAGUGCCAUCUCUAAUCAACGACAACUUUGAGCUUGAAACAUUUGAAACACUUGGGAAGAUUCGCGCAAACCUUCGUUAUCAGCAAGCUAAAAGAGCGGAGGACAACCGAAAGCCUGCACGUCAUCGGCAUAUGCAUAUGCAUACUCGCGAGGAGGUUGGAAUCAAUGUUGACGUCGCCCAGGAUCUGGAAGCCAAUUUCGCAUGGGCGCCUCCCCUCGCAGCAGAACCACAAGAUGUAGACGACCUCCUUGCAGGUCCCGAGACCAUAUCAGCUGACGAAAUCGCUGAAGCAUUUGAUGCUCUCGAAGUACAGGAGAAUCUAGAAUAA
This is a messenger RNA of Suillus clintonianus, 381 nucleotides long. RefSeq lists its product as uncharacterized. Lineage: Eukaryota; Fungi; Basidiomycota; Agaricomycetes; Boletales; Suillaceae. The record is from RefSeq and is a predicted model, not a curated record. The transcript is spliced from 2 exons. The coding region runs from base 1 to 381 and encodes 126 amino acids.